UGCAUGGUUUCGAAUCCUCAUCAACCUAGCAAGCUACAGCAUACUCUACUAUAGCAUCAUCAUAACAAUACUCUCACUCUCAAUUCGAACUACAAACUACAGCAUGACCAUUCGAGCCCUCAACCAGAACUACCCAGCCUGGGGAUUUGCCGCCCGCGCAGAAGAGCAUACCCCGUUCUCCUUUCCUCACAACGCGGGCAACCAUCCUCAUUCCAAUCCGUGGUCAACUCCAUCCGGAGGCAACCAAGUCGGUCGCCCCGGCCACCCCUACCCAUCACCCUGGGCGCAAUUUGGAGACGAGGACGAAACCAACGAGGCCACAAAAGACACCGGCGAGGCAGCUGCUCCACGCAAGCCAUACCCCUACCCCGGUCCGGCAGAAGGUCACCCACCGUACGCCUUCCCGGGCGCCCCCGAGGGCCGCAAACCAUACCCGUUCCCAGGCUACGCGCACCAGCCACAUACCUACUCAGGCCCUGCUGAAGGUCGCAAGCCCUACCCGUCCCCCUGGGACGACGACGAGAAGCCCAAGCCGGUCCCGCGCAAGCCGUACCCAUACCCGGGACCAGCCGAGGGUCACAAGCCCUACCCCUACCCAGGGGCCCUCCCCUGGCGCCAGCCCUACCCUUCCCCAUGGGGCGACGACGACGACAACCUGGACAAAUGCAAGCCCGCCUUCCCGCGCCAGCCGUAUCAAUUCCCAGGCGGCGGGCCGCACAGGGCAGGGCCAUUCGCUCAGCAACAACCCUACAAGUUCCCGGGCCACGCCCACGGCGCUUCGUCCUUCCCUUACCAGCAGCACCCGCAGCAGCAACCAUACCCAUUCCCAGGCUCUCAACACGGUGGACCCAGCAAACGAGGAUGGAACUGCCAUAGCCCCUUCGGCGGCUUCGAAGGCCCCUACAACCCCUGGGCCUUCAACCCCAACCAAACACCCUACGCAUUCCUCGCUUCAAAGUCCGAGAAGUACCAGCCCGACGUCGACGUAUUCGAUACUCCUGAGGCGUUUGUGAUCCACGUACCUCUUCCCGGCGCAAAGAAAGAGGACAUCGAGGUCAACUGGGACCCGAAGGCAGUGGAGCUCGGCAUCACGGGAACGAUAGGUCGGCCUUGUUCGGAGGAGUUGCUCAAGACUAUUGCGCUGGACGAGCGGCGGGUUGGGGCGUUUGAGCGCAAGGUGCGCCUGGGGAGCCCGGGGAGUGCGCCUAAGGUGGAUGGCGAGGCGAUCUCGGCGAAGUUGGAGGAUGGGGUGCUUGUUGUUGAGGUGCCCAAGACGGAGCCCGAUAAUGUUGAGGUUAAGAAGGUUGAGGUUGAGUGAGUGGGGUUUGAGAUGGUUGCAGGCGUUGGCGGGAUAGCUUGGGUGGCUGGGUAGAUAGUUGAAUUAGAUUGUUAAUGUACAGUACUAUAUUUGUGUCUUGGUUGAGAUUCUUGAUAUGUAUCUUGUGGAUUGUCUUUCCUACUGAGACUAUACCUUAGAGUCAUUUUCGUCAAGUUGCUUAUGGUGACUCUGUCGUCAUCCACGCGAAGAUUCCCGGCAUUUGGGCCCACUGAAAUGUACAACCCCAACUAGAGAUAUGCUGCAUGUGCCCAUGGGGUAUAAGACUGUUAAAGCCC
Aspergillus homomorphus CBS 101889 is the source of this 1614-nucleotide messenger RNA. Its product is annotated as HSP20-like chaperone. The annotation marks the transcript as partial. The record is from RefSeq and is a predicted model, not a curated record. The transcript has a single exon. NCBI's taxonomy places the organism in Eukaryota, Fungi, Ascomycota, Eurotiomycetes, Eurotiales, Aspergillaceae. Gene Ontology annotation, biological process: protein complex oligomerization; response to salt stress; response to heat.